This is a messenger RNA of Rotaria sp. Silwood1, 2850 nucleotides long. The record is from the annotation of a GenBank genome assembly. Lineage: Eukaryota; Metazoa; Rotifera; Eurotatoria; Philodinida; Philodinidae.
AUGGGAUGUAGAAUCAUUAAACAGCAAAGAGAUGAUGAUGACGAUAAAAGUUUUAAUACCAUUACACCACCUAAUGAUGAUUCACCUAAACCUCCACCUCAAAUUAUAAAAGAUGAUCCAAAAAAUAAUGAUAUAUUAAAUCGAAAUUCAGCUUUCGUUGAUAAUUUUAUUAAUAUUGAAGUUGCUGAUCCAGCAGCUUUUAAUGACCAUUUUAUUCAACAACGUCGGCAAGCAAUAAAGAAUAAUUCAUAUCGAUCAACAAUUGAAUCAUGGCAACCAGAUUCCCUUCAACAACUCACUCAUUUCAUUAAAGAAUUAUCUAACGGUAAAUCAAUAAUUGAUCGUCAUUGGAUUAUUUUCUAUUGGAUUACAUUUAAUAUUGAAUAUGAUACUGUAUCAUAUUUUGCAAAAGAUUAUAAAGAUCAAACAGCAGAAGGAGUAUUUCAAACACGAAAAGGUGUAUGUGCUGGUUAUGCUAAUCUGUAUAAAUAUCUAUGUGAUCAAUUAGAAAUGCCAUGUGAAAAAGUCAGUGGAUAUGCAAAAGGUUAUGGAUUUGAUGAUCGAGAAGAUGCACCCACUGAAACUGAUCAUGCAUGGAAUGCUGUUGAGAUUUAUCAUCAUUGGUAUUUAAUGGAAUCAACAUGGGGUGCUGGGCACUUAGACGAAAAAAAAGAGUUUGAACGUAAAUUAUCAUCCUAUUAUUUUCUUCCCCGCCCAAAUGAAAUGAUUUACCAUCAUUUACCUGAAAAUGAAAAAUGGCAAUUAUUACAAACUCCAAUAAAAAUGACACAAUAUUUACAAAUGCCCCAUCUUCGUCCAGAGUAUUUUGAAUUUAAACUUGAAACGAUUCAGCCUCGACAUCGAUGUUUUGUUAAUCUUGAACAUGGUGAACCAUUUGCCUUAGUUAUUAUGAAAGCACCAGCUAAUGUAUGCCUUAUAGCUAAUUUAAAAUUACACGAUGAAAAAAUCGAAGGUGGUCAUCAGGUUAUUUUUGAUAAAAGAAAAAGAUUUUACUAUUGUUACUUUGCUCCACAGAAUAUUGGUAAUCAUAAAAUUAUGAUUUAUGCAAAGCGUAAUAAUACAGAUAGUGAUACAUUUGAAUCCGUACUUGAUUUAACAUUUGAUAUAAAACAAAUACCUAAAAGCCCAAUAAGUUAUCCAAAAACUUGGUCAAUUUUUUUUGAUUAUGGAUUAAAAAUACUUUCUCCAUUAAAAACACAUUUAAUUAAUCUUAAUAAUAGUGAAAAAUACGCAGAAAUACUUAUAAAAGCACCAUCUGAUAUUGAAUUAAUAGGACAACUUAUGAGUCAUAAUGAAGAAAAAAUUGUUUAUGCCGAUCAAGUUUAUUAUGAUCAUGAAAAAAUAUGUUGGAGAUGUCGAUUUGCUCCAAAUAAAUCCGGAACUUUUAAUGCUCUUAUUCUUGCUAAGAAAAAAUCAGAUCCGAAAAGCUUUACUUCUGCUGUUCAAUUUAAAAUUAAUGCAAAUCGAAUUUCAUCACCACCAUUAACAUUUCCAAUUACUUGGUCAACAUUUUAUGAUCUUGGCCUUAAAAUACUUUCUCCAAUUGAUCAAGGUAUUAUUGUAUUAAGCAAUAAAGCACCAUAUGCUGAAAUUCGCAUACAAACUACAAAGGAUGUUGAUUUAGUCAGUCAAUUACAAAAUGAUAAAAAAGAAAAAAUAUCUGGUGAAAGUCAAAUUUAUUAUGAUAAUAUAAAAAAUUAUUGGCGCUGUAAAUUUACACCUAAUCAAAAAGGAGUUUAUGAUGCUCUUAUACUUGCUAAAAAAAAAUCGGAUUCAGAAAGUUUUAUUUCUGCUGUAUCAUUUCAAAUCGUCGUCAAGCGGCAUUCAUUUCAACAAAAAUCUUUACCAAAUACUACACAACUUUUUCAUGAUCUUAAUCUUGAAAUAUUACCUCCAAAUGAUUGUUAUAAAAUUAUUUUAUCUGAACAAUCUUCAUUUGUUGAAAUAUGUUUAAAAGCGCCAAAUGACGUCGAACUUAUUGGCCGAUUAAAAAAUUCUAACAAAGAAGUAAUUCCGAAUGCAGAUCAAGUUUAUUACAAUCGACAUGAAGAUAUAUGGCAUUGUAAAUUUGCGCCUAAUAAUAGAGAUCUCUUUAAUGCUAUUAUUAUGGCAAAGAAAAAAUCUAAUUCUGAUCCACAUUAUUCUCAGGUUGUUACAUUUGAAAUUGAAGUGAAUCAUAUUUCUACACCACCUGUAACAUUUCCACAAACGUGGCAAUUAUUUCAUGAUUAUAAUCUUAAAAUUAAAGCACCCAGAAAUCGCUCAACAGCUAGAUGGUUAGAAAAUUCAUCUUAUACAGAAAUUCUUAUUCAAGCACCGGAUGAUAUUGAAUUGUCAGGUCGUAUAGAAUAUCAGGAUAGAAAAAUAGAAAAUGGUGCAUUAGUACAAUAUGAUUAUGAAAGAGAACUUUGGCAACUUUUAUUUGCACCUGAACAAACAGGUCAACAUCAAUUAUUUAUUUUUGCUAAACCAAUAAAUGAUACUGAUAAAUUAGCUGCUGCAGUUGUUAUGUUUUCACUGAAUGUUACAAAACUUCAACAACCAAUGAAAUUUCCAAUGACUUAUGCAGCAUUUCAUACUACUAAAUGUCGAAUUUAUACACCAUUAAAUGGCAUAUUAAAAAAAGAUUCUCUUGUACCUAUUCAUUGUUGUAUUCCUGGUGCAAAAUCAGUUAUAUUAACGAUUGGCUCUCAACCACUUCGAACUGAAGGUUAUGUAGAUCCGAUUUUACAACGAGAAAUAACUGUCGAUUCCGAAGAUGUUAUUAUUCAUGCAAAAUAUGGACGAAAUCCACAUUAUACAAGUCUCAUUAGAUAUUUUGUUGAAUAA